This is a messenger RNA of Macaca mulatta (Rhesus monkey), 907 nucleotides long. The record is from RefSeq and is a predicted model, not a curated record. NCBI's taxonomy places the organism in Eukaryota, Metazoa, Chordata, Mammalia, Primates, Cercopithecidae.
GAAGAGAUGAGGGUCACCACCCAGGAAACAUCUCCGACUAGGGAGUGCUGCCUCCGCAACUCUGAAGCCGGAAGAUCCGUAACUAAGGGCACCAGCUGCAGGAUCACACCCCUCUGGCCUUGUGACCAAGUCAGUGUAGGAUAUGGUCUGCUGUGGACCAUAAGUUCCUCUUGUUCGAGUUUCAAUUUUAAAAGGAACACAUUUAUUCUUUGUCUAUUGUAUCUUAGUGAAAAAUGCCACGAACUCGUCUGUGGAUAAGAGAGGAAACAAGAAUGUUGGGGGCCAUACAAAUAAUGACUGGUAUACUUCUUGAUUGCCUGGGACUGCUCUGGAUGUAUUUGUUUUUCACACAAAUUGUUGCAUUUGGAGCGACAUAUACUCCUAUUGCAUUACUAACAGCAUACCCAUUUUGGUCAUCCUGGCUUUUUAUCUUCUCGGGAGCCUUUACAGUAUUGUUAGAAAAGAGACGUUCACCAUUCUUGGUGUCUUACGCUUUAGUAGUAAACAUCAUAAGUGCCUGUAUUUCAGUGAUUGGUCUGCUUUUACUAUCAAUUGAGUUUAUAAAAUAUAGUAAAAGUUCAAAAAAUCCACUUUGGCCACAAAAAACUGGUAAACUCCUUUCGGAAUAUCUGUUCAUAUUAACCAUCUUGGAGUUGUCUGUCACAAGUAUAGUCAUCCACUGGGCAUUCCAAGCAAAAUAUACAGGAAGAUAAAAAUGCAGUUCAUAGCAGAAGGAGAUCCUUUUUCUACAUAUUAAAGAAACCAUCGGUGAGCUCAGUCAAGGACGAAAGUUUAGUGACAGAUGAAGAACUUCAUUCUGUUCAAGAGGCUUCUUGGAAAAUGUAAUUUCAUUAAAUCCAUGUCAGUAUUCUCUUUCCCCUAUUUCAUUAAUAAAAAUGAAAAUUGA